Molecule: messenger RNA, 7688 nt
Organism: Botrytis sinoallii
Lineage: Eukaryota; Fungi; Ascomycota; Leotiomycetes; Helotiales; Sclerotiniaceae
Exons: 3
Coding region: 1-7428 (2475 amino acids)
Source: RefSeq, a predicted model, not a curated record
AUGGCAAGGCCAUAUAUUAGUACCUCGGACAAGAAAUGGGUCAUUAUUAACGCUGCUAAACAAUACAUCACCAGGAAUCCUACGUCUGGAGGUUCAAAUACUCCCAUAUCCUACAGAGCGAAUGUAAAUCGACAAAAGACAAAGAAAUGGGCCGAGGCAAAGAAGAUAGAUUAUGGAGGCGACGACUGGGGAGAUGAUGAUGAAUAUGACCCUUAUGAUGCAUAUGGAAAUGAGCUCGAUCCAGCACCCGCACCAAUAUCAAAACCUACAGGUCUACGUCAACCAGGUCAAGGGCUUCCCAGUGCGAGAGGAAUGUCACAGGAUCGGAGUCAGAAGAGUUAUGGUAAUCUCCCCUCGGCGUCUGUUGGCAGCCCAUUGAACAGAAAGAAUUCUUUCGAAGCGGACGACGAGUCGAGGCACUUUUCGAACGCAACCAUUCGGCAAGAAUCACCACUACCUACGUCCCCGCCUCACUCGGCCGAUUCUUCCAUAGUUGCCGCAACUCGGUUUUCUCAAAUGGGCGUGGGAGGUAUAAAGCAUACACGCGACCCGAGUGGCCCCCCAACUUUACAUAUAUCUACACAGCAGCCAUCUCCGACAGGAUUACGAAAACCUUCCUUGUCUGCUAAUCCCGAGCCACCCGAAUCUUCGUUUAAUAACGAAACCAUUUCUCAGCCAGCUCGCACUAAUACUAAUGAUUCGUCGGUCCUGUCAGUCGGUUCAGUCAAUACACCAAGCGAUUAUGGAACUUCGAAGGAUUUUUCGCCGUCUGCAGUACCGGCCCCAUUAUCUAUGCGUCCUGCCCCUGCCCCUCAAAGCGCAACCACUGCAGCUCCAACUACCAAGUUUCCUGCACGAAAGAGCAGCCUGAGUACCAUGGGAGUAGAAGCUCAACGAAUUUACCAAAGAUCUCAUGAAACUCUAGGUCAACCAUUCCCAACAAGUUCCAGACCUUCACCUGCCCCUGGCUCUGCAGAUCGGUCUGCGACAAUCCCAGGUGCGUCAGAUAUUAAACAUUUACCAUUUAUCAGACCUGCGGAUAUUUAUCGCCGAGUUGAAGAGGAAAAACAAGAAAGGGAGCGGGCAUCAUUAGAUUCAGUCAGACCCAGUAUGGACUCACUUAGAAUGGAAGGGUCGAGUGACAUAUCACAUUCACCAGGCCAAGGGGCUGUCCGUGGAAGGUCGAGUUCUGAUAGUUUGGGACCUGGUAAUCGAGGAAGAUUCAGCUUCGGCGAUGAAGGUUCUGAUUCGGGAAGACGUCUGAUGCCAAUUCUAGAACCUGUUAAAGAACGAAAGAGUGAAUACGGCUUUGAUGGGUUUAAUGCUAAUGAAAUUCCAUCACCAGCCCAAGAGAUCACAAAUCCGCCAACCGAGCCUAAAAUCACAAGUCCCAUACUUCCGGACGUGCAUCGGAUUUCCGGAUUUGGUUCCGACUUCUUUUCCCGAUCAACAAAUGAUAGUGCCCCCGCCCCUCCAACCGAAACCAUAUCAGAACUGCCAGAGCAAACGUCAUCAGGAAAUUCUGACCCGCCAGGAGAUACCUCUCUUCGGAGCCAGCCCUCUUUCGGGUUCAAGUCUGUUGUCAACCAAGCUUUCGAUAGGAAGGAUGAUAAUUCGGUUCCUCCAACACCAGUUUCCAAUACUGAAGGUAAUGUAAAGAGAUCUGAUAGUGAAAGUACUGGGACCACUGAAAUUAGUCCCAUUAUGAGUCGUGGUCCAAGCACCACGGACAAUCGAGAUCGUGAAAUGUCAACUCCUGCUAUCAUGGAGCAAGUUGAACCUAUCUCUCCACGUCUUCAAAAUAUUUCAAAUGAAAGCGAUAAUCAGGUAGUUCCUCCAACUUUUAUUCCAGGUCAUCGACGCGAUAUCAGUACUCCGAGUCCAGGGAAUAGCCCCGCCCGAACACCAGAUCUCGGUAAUGCAUCCAAAAGAAUAUCAAUGGGAGAACAGGCCUGGAUCUCAUCUGCAAGUCCUACUUCUCCCGCCGAAGAUUGCCGCGAGGAUGCUGAUCUAGAACCGCCACAUCCAACCCUCGAUCGCGAUGUGAGUUUCCGCCCUCAAAUACCCGGUGGAUGGCAGUCGUAUACGACCACUGCAACCACUAGCACUGUUCAACCAGAGACACCUCGGUCACCGUCUCCUCGGGUACCGAGUGAUCCAGUUCAAGCUUUAGCAAUGGAAGAUUUGACACCUACUACCACUAAACAUUCUCUUCCGGAGUCAUCUUUAGAAGCAGCACGUGUUACGCUCGGUGUCAAAUCCGAUUCGAUGCCGACACCUGAUCCAAAUGGAAAUGUACAUUCUGCUAUGACGCCGCAUCCUGAAUUAAUACCUAGUCUAGAAACGGCUUCGCCCGAAGCGCAACUGCAACCUGACUUUGUCGAUCAACCCAACCCCCCAGAUUCUUCAUCUAUACCACCAAUCAAAGACAACCUGGUCUAUGGUGAAGAACCCGCAUCGGAAACUCUUUUAGAACCAACUACCGAUUUCCAGCCGGGUACAGCCGAUGAGUUUAAUGCGGAUGAACUACUUCUUCCACCUUUGCGACCACAGGUAUUGCCAACUCUGAGCACUGACACUGGACCUUUGGAUGAAGAAAAUGACAGACUCCGAAAAGACAUAGUCAAAAGUUUAUCCCCACGCCCAUCACAAUCAGAACAAGGCCACGAGAACUUGCGCGAAAGACCAAUCUCCGAUAACAUGGAAGAAUCGCGAGAAAGUACAUACUUAACGGAUGUGUAUGAUGAUUACUGGAAUGAUAUAGGUGACGAAGAUCACUCUUCCCCAAUAGCAACAUCAUCUCCCGACAAGCUGCAAGCAGAGCAAGCUUUUCCAGCAGACAUGCCAGAAAUCCGACCUCUUAGCUCUCACCGAAUGUCAAAGCAGCAAGCUCGUCCACCUUUACCUACACGUUUCUCUUGGGAAACUAGUAUGGAUACCGUAGCUCCAACUGAUACCAAUACGCCUGAAUCACCUACAAUUCAAGCUGAGCUUCCCGUUGAGAGAGCCGAUGCACCAAUUGAAGGCCUCCAGCAGAUGGACCCGGAACCAUACACGGAGAAGGAAGUCUUAGAGGAGGUUCCACAUAAUAAUGGUCACGUGGAGAGAAAUGCUGCCUUAGGUGCUGGCGCUGUGCUUCUUGGAGGCGGUGCUGCCGCUAUUAAUCAACACACGGUUAGCCCUGAAUCUCCGCCCACGGUUAACGUCUCUUUGGCCCAAGAAAAGGAGCAGCCACAAUUUGCAUCAUAUCCCAUCGUCUCAACUCCUGAACAUGAACACCCGGCUUUUGAAUCAACAUUGGAUCUAUCCACUGAUCCGCUUGGCUCUAAUCCACACUCUGCAUCGAGUAGUCCAAAUCCCUUUAUUGCACGUGAACCCUCACCUUCACGACGCGAAUCCGCCACUUCACCACGGACGUCUAGCAUGGGAAAGAUUUUAACGUUCAAAGAAAUUGUAGGGAUGAAAGAAGUUCAUGAAAGGGUACAUGCAUUCGACGAAACAAGGGAGCGCUUUGCAGCUAUGGACUCGGGUAUCCAUGAAUGGAUAUUUGCCUUGAAGGCUGAACAGCCAGAACAUGCUGAUGUAAAUGAAUGCUACGGAGGCUUUAGAACAACUGUACCGACUGGCUCAACCAGAAGAAAUACGAGAAGCGGAUCCGCGGUAUUGCAGUCGCCUUAUUAUCAACAAUAUUUGAAUGCUAGUGCACCAUCGCAAGCAUCAAUACCUGCAUCACGAACAGGACAAACUGGACCAUCUGGCAUUCAGCAAGGCUUCUCGCCAGCUCAUGCUAAAAUUACAACUCAACAGGUUCAAGCUAAGGGAAAAGAGUUCCUUCACACAGCUGGAAUAUUUGGUGGUAAGGCUGGAAAGGCUGGUUUCCAGGCAGGUAAAGGAUUGCUGGCAAAAGGCAAGAACAGGCUUCGUGCGGCCGGUAGUAGCGAUAAGACGAGUCCCCCUCCUAAGUCGAGAAACCCUGAUCGUUCAUCAUGGGGCUUAGCGCUCAAUCUAUCGAGAGCUACAGGCCGGACCGACCCCGUUCGGAAUGCAGAGCAGAACAUACUAUCCGAACCAACCAGACACUCACAAAUAUCAAAUUCAUCGGAUGUGCUUACUCCAAUUGGCAUGGUUGGCAUUCCUCCCACAAGCGACGAAGAGGUGCAAGCGGGACACGCGGAGGAGAUGAAUUUAGUGACACGUGAUACUGCAGGUGAGAUUUUAGCUCCCGAUAAAACGGAUGAGCAAUAUGUUCUAAAUCCUCCGGCCCCCAUAAGUAAGUAUGAACUGACAUGGGAUCCUUUCGACACAGCCCAAUUUGCUGAUUCAAAUUACUUCACCAAUGACAAGCAAACUAAUCAGCAUUUGAUAAAAGACGAUUGCGUAUCAAACAGUCUCUCAGUUCUGCCAAGGAGUGCGCGAUCAAUUAGUGAUGACGCGGCUUCUAAUAAUGCCCAAAGACAAAACCUUAAUAGAAGAAAUUCGGCUGCAGCUGCAUCGGUUAUCGGAGGGUACACAGUUCAAGGUCGUGCGGAGUUGGAAUCAUCAACCCGCGUUCCGAUCAGCAUGAUUAAUCGACCGCGAGGAGCAAGUCUGGAUCAGGCCACUACAUCUGAUCAUUUCAGUCGACCGACUAUUGGUUCUGUACAAACACCGCUUUCUACACAACCGACAAAUCAGACUAUAGCUGCUCCUGAGGAGCAAGGAAGGCAGCCUUCAUCCAAGACAUUGCCGCCUAUCCGACGCACAUCCAAGUUUGGAUUCGAAUUUGGGUCCAGAAGACCCCAAACCAGAUUUCCCAUAUCUGAUGAUGAAGAUGAGUUUGAGAUUGAGUCUAAUGGUGGUACACAAAAUGCAGUAACAUCGAAUGCGGCGGAGGUUAAAGAGAAUCUUGUCCCACAGCAAAAUUCGCAUGCAGAUGUUGCAACUGCGGACAUAGUUCGAGACUCAAAAGCCAAUCUUCCAAUCAGCCCACAGCCUCGUUUCUCGGUUUUCCCUCGUGUCGCAGAUCCAUUUGUUCAAAGAAGCCCUACCCAAGACAUGGGGCGAUCAAACCCAGCCAUCAGACACAAUCGUCAAGACUCACGGAACAGCGUCUCAAAAAUUUCUCGAUCUAGGCGAGGUUCGACUUCUGAUAAACAGUUUGUCCAGCCUCGUGAUAGUAAUGCUCCGCCACUGAUACCGGCUUUACCAUUCGAGACACCUCCUUCUUCCACUCAACGCUAUCCCGAGCUAUUUGGGGGGCCGGUUACUGAAAUCAGAAGUGAUCCUGAUAUGCCUGGCGGAUAUCAUCAAGCCCCUCCUAGUCGGACUGAACCUUUUCCUUCAUAUCACCGAGCAGAUGAGCUCCCUGGAGCUCGGCCCAUUGAAAGCUCUAAUGAGCCUACUGCUCAUCGGCGACGACGUAGCUCAGACCUUGUCACUAGAGGCAUAAAUCUGGUACGCUCUUUGUCUAGAGAGCGAAGAAGUUCUGUUUCAAAGGAUGAGAAAAAAUAUCCUAGUAACACUUCUGCUUCAUCUCCGAUGCGUGACGACAGGCAAAAAAUGAGGGGGUCUGGCUUCUGGGGCACAUUUGAUAUCACCGGUGAACAAUCAUCCAAUUCUGGAAGAGAGAGUAUGGUAGCACAAUAUUCUGGUAGCCAGUCAAACUUUAUGAGUAGCCAGCACGAUAGUCCUCAAACACCAAAAUCUUUCUUCAAUCCUAAUUCUACAUUGGAAACAUCGCAUUCUAAUAUGUUUGGACGUUCUACAACUACAAUGGGGAAAACCCUUCAGAAAGAUGAAAAGCGAAGUCGAUUAAGUGGUUUGAGUGGCCUCUUCACACGUUCCCCCAAAGGAGAUGGGUCAGUUCUCUUUAAGCCAAAAAGGGCCACAACAGAUCUUUCAAGCUUUGGUCCCCGAACUGGCACCCUUUCUUCGCCUCAGUUCGAAGCCCAUUCUACACAAAGCACAAAUAUGGGCCAUAAACGAAGACCAAGUCAACCGUUGAACUUUCUUUCGAAAUUGGGCCCCUCCACCUCUCUUCAAAAGACUGAAACCCCAUCAAGACAGGAUAGUAAGCUGCAUCUGGAACCCCGCCCGAGGCGCCCUUCAGUGAGUGGACUAUUGACCGGUAUGCUUAGAAAAAGAUCGAAUACGCUAGAGAAAGAUAGUGAAAGAAAUGAAGAUGAUGGAAGAAAGCCUGUGGUUGUACCAGUGGCUAGAAUGUACUCGGAUCUAGGCGCGGAAUCACAUGAGGUCUUACCCGACGCAAUUGCCACACCCGCGCAAAGAUUAAGGAAAAAAGAACAAGAACAAGAACAGACUCGCAGUUCUAGCAGGUCGGAUGGUAACAAACAGGAUUACUCACAUCCUCGUUCGCAUCAUCAUCCUCGUUGGUACGACACCCCACCACGACUCCCUGAGCCCCAAUAUGAUUCAGUCCCCAUUCCAGAUGGAUAUAAUCUUGUUCGUGGUGAUGGAACGACUUCAACACCUACCAACUAUGACCCACGCGGUAUUAAUAAACUUAAUCGUCCGUCUCUGGGGGAAGAUCUUCCCAAUUCAUCCCAACAGUACUCAGUACCAUCACCUGUCUCACCUCUUGCUUGUUCUGCUUCCUCCGUUUCGCACCAAUCACCACCACUUCAUCAAACCUUCUCACCCGAAAGAAGACUUAUAAACUUACCAUCUAUAGAUACACAUCGUUCACCAUUGAUAUCUUAUAUUCGUACCGAUCUCCCAAGCGACGAGGACAUCCUAGCUCGAUCUCCCGCUCGCGAGCAGCCUGGUCAGCAACGUCCUUUUCAGCUUGCUUUACCAUAUAGCAGUGAUGCGCAUGAUCAAUACUAUCGCUCAUCUACGCCACCUGUUCAUCCUUCUAAGGACGAACAUCUAGCAUCGAGAAGUCCAACUUCAGUUCCAUUGCCCAUGGGUGAAUUCUCACCGUCAUACGAAAAUAUUGACAUCGAUCGUUUUCCAUUGCCACCCUCGCCAUCUCAGCAAAACCCAGACUGGCAUCGAAAUAGAAAUCUCUCGGUGGCUACGGAUGAUGAUUUACGGCGUUCUAGCACGGGAAGAAGUCUUGUUAGUGCUGUGUCACAAAUGUCUGACUCCCCAUCCCCACAACCACACAGGGUGAGUGUGAUGGAUGAUAAAUUGUAUGUGGAUUGCGAUGACGACAUGAAGCGUCAUGGUGAUAGAUUUUCGAAUCCGGUUUCAAGAUUACCAAGCGAGGAUGCCGAUUUGGGAGACGGGUACUCGGAGAGGAAGGGAGAAAAUGAAGUUGCAAUGAGAGGUGGUGAAGGGGUGGCAGAUAUUAAAGAACGCGAGAUUAGCGAGUAUGUUCACCAUAAUGAUGUCGUUAAUAAAAUAACACAUGCAAAAGAGGAUAAAUUGCAAAUGUCGGCAACGAGUUAUCCGGGUAUGGAGUGGAAUCCUUAUGUUGAUGAAUAAUGGGAAGGGAGGAGGGGUUAAUGAAUAUAUUUUACAAAAGAUGAAGAAUGACCUCGAGUAGUACAUUCUGGGCUGGCAGGGAUGAGGAAGGAAAUAUAUGUAUAAUGAAUACGAGAAUUAUGUAAUAAUGUGGGAGUUUGGGGUGUAGAAGAGAAGAGGGAGGGUAUUGGAGAUUUUGAUAUUAGUAGAGGAGGAGGAUUUGAUAUGGAAUGAGUUGAAAUGAUGUAAUAUGAUAUGAUAUGAUAUGAUAUGAUUAAUAA